Molecule: messenger RNA, 2441 nt
Organism: Oldenlandia corymbosa var. corymbosa
Lineage: Eukaryota; Viridiplantae; Streptophyta; Magnoliopsida; Gentianales; Rubiaceae
Source: the annotation of a GenBank genome assembly
CUGUAAUUUAUUUGUGAUAAAAAAACUAUUAAAAAAAUUAUUAGUAAAUAACUUGAAGUAUGAAUGAGAUGCUAUUAUUACCAUUAAUACCCAAAAUAUUCACUGAAUUUACCCAAAUAUUCAACGAAUUUGGGAAGAGCAAAAGUAAUCAGGCGUCAUUUUCGAUUCCCACUAUCAACUGCCCAGUACUUUUUUGGUUACUGUUACGAAAAUGUCGUUCCCGCGAUACGGCGACGACUCGGACGAUGAUUGGCGGGAAUUAGCCUCCGAGCAACACCGUGAGAUCACGGCGGCGAAAGAGCUCGACUCCGACUUGGAUUUCGCUUUCCAACUCCAACUCCAGGAAGCAAUUAAUGCUUCCCUCUCACUCCAACCCUCCUCCUCCUCCUCUGUUUCUACCCCUCAAAAUGACACCAAAUUGCCGCCUCCUGACGACGGCGUUUCUGUUUCCAUUACUGAUUUCCAGUCGGAAGAACUUCUGAAAAUCGAGCAAGAGAUUAAAGACCGAAAGCUAUCUGAGGUGGAGUUUAAGAGAAUCAGAGACGAUCUCCACCGUCGGAUUCACGACAAGAAAGUGGCGGAGGAGAUUCAUCGUAUGCCCGAUGAUGAUUGGGACGAGUACGGCGAUAAUUUCGAGAAGCCUUUCGGAGGAGAAGGGAGUUCCUCGGGUAAUAGUAAUAGGAAUGGUGAGGUUUUUAGGGUUUAUUUCAAGGGUUUGAUUGAGAAAGAAGUUGAAGUGAAGGGGCAUAACAGUGAUAAAUUGCGCGUUCACAGCGGGGUUUUCUAUGGCAUUGGAGUUGCAAUCUGCGAUUCUCGGGGAGAAUUGUUGUUUGAAUUGGCGAAGCCUAUCUACGGGAAUGGAUUGACGAGGAAGGUUGUCGAAUUUAAAGCGUUGCUGGAGGGAUUAAAUACCGCCUUGGAAUUGGACUUGAAGAGGGUUAACUUUUGUUGCCAUUAUUAUCCGUUAUAUCAAUAUGUCACUCAUCGAUGGACACCAAAGCAACAAAGAAUCAUCCCAUUUAUCAAUCAAGUUGCUCAGCUUCAAGGAAAGUUUGCAUCUUGUCGUCCAAUCUUGGUGACUGGAAAUGAUGUGAGGUUUGCUUUCAAACUUGCAAGGGAGGCGAUAGUUGCUCAGGUCAAUAAACCUUCCGGAUCAAGUGGUGCGGGGAGCUCGUAUGAGACAUGUGUAAUAUGCCUUGAGGAUAAGCUCACUAGCCAAAUGUUCACAGUUGAUGGUUGCAUGCACAGUUACUGCUACUCUUGCAUGAAACAGCACGUGGAGGUUAAAAUGCUUUCUGGUGUAAUACCCAAAUGUCCUCAUGAAUCAUGUGCUUCUGAACUCAAGGUUGAGAGUUGCAGCAAAUUUUUAACCCCAAAGUUACUUGAAAGGUUGAAACUACGAUUUCAUGAAGCUUCGAUCCCGGUUACAGAGAGAGUAUAUUGUCCAUAUCCAAAAUGCUCUGCUCUGAUGUCAAAAGCUGAGGCUUUAGCAUAUACAAAAACGAAAAGUCACUAUCCUGCAGGAGUAAGAUCAGGAGGAGCUACAUUGUGUAUAAAAUGUAAAUACAUGUUUUGUAUCUCUUGCAAAGUUCCUUGGCAUAACAACAUGACAUGCUAUGAGUACGAGAGGAGAAAUCCUUAUCCUCCUGCCGGAGAUAUGAAUUUGAAGAAUCUUGCAGCGGUCAACUUGUGGCGCCAGUGUGUAAAGUGUAACCACAUGAUUGAACUCGCGACGGGGUGCUACCACAUGACUUGCAGGUAGUGCUUGUCUUCCAUUUUCCUUUAUAAGCUCCGAUGUUGUUAGCCAAAUUUUGACGUUUGCUUCCAAUGGCGUCUUUUUUUUACCUUUUUUCAGGUGUGGCUACCAGUUUUGUUACACUUGUGGAGCUGAGUGGAAGGACAAGAAAGCGACGUGCUCUUGUCCACUUUGGGAUGAAGAUCAUAUCAUUGACGAUUCUGAGGACGAUGAAGAUGUAGAUGAUGAUGAAGAGGAGGACGAGACAGAUUCUGAUGGUGAUUAUUUUGGUUAUUAAUCUAUGCAUACAGCAAGAUGCUUCCUUCUGGAACCGGGAGAUCAUUAGGUCAAUCAUCUUCAAAGUAAUUAGUUUUUGCCGAAUUUAAAAUCUUUUCGUUCCUUUGGUCUCUUUAGUACAAACCUUAUAAUCCGAACCAAGAAAUAAUUUUGUUAAACAUUAUUUCAGUUCGUGAUUUCUGCCAAGGGAUUGUUGUGUUUUAAAAUUAUGACUUACAACCAAUCGGCAUUUUUAUCUUUGAAUCUUAUGAGAAAAGGUUGAUUUGUAAGAUUUAACAACAUGGUAGUUUUUAAGUAAGAUUAUUCGUUGGUAAGAAUGCUGAACGUUACACAAAUUCUGAUUGAAGUUGGAAAAGUGAAGUAAUGAAAGUGGAAAUAGGCAAGAGGGAAGGUUUGAGAAAUAUUGAGG